GAGUUACCUUACCACCGGGGUCCGCGAUCGUCCCUACGUGUACUUUCGAACGAGCCAGCUGCGGCGUAUCCCCGCAGACUCCCUUCGCUCGUUCGCGAUCAAUACUCGGUGCUCGGGACGAAGAGCGUGCGGCGAUUUUGUUGUCUCGCGAACACUGUGCACCGUGGCGUCUCGAGUUCUCCGACGAUUGUUCCACCUAUUAUGCGAGAUAAAUUUUCUGCGUUCGUCUUUCCGGUGCAAAAUAAAUGUUUAUUUAUACGCUGCGCGCAAAGUGGUAUCCUGCAUAAAUGUCGCGUUUCGCGAGGAAUGUUACUGUCAGGGGAAAUCUCGGGAAACUCGUUGAGAGUGUGAUCGCUGAAUUUUUUAUCCUGUAGCGCGCUUAGGCGCGCGGUACUUUCACAAGGACAAAACGGCGAAAAUGAAGAGACAGAAUGUUAGAACUUUGUCGUUGGUGGUGUGCACAUUUACGUAUCUUCUCGUUGGCGCCGCGGUAUUCGACGCCCUUGAAUCGGACACCGAGAGGAAACGGUGGGAAUUUCUCUCGGAGAUACGCCGCAAUAUGAUGAAGAAAUACAAUAUCACGCCGGAGGACUACAAGAUGGUCGAAAUUGUAAUAAUAGAAAACAAGCCACAUAAAGCGGGGCCGCAGUGGAAAUUCGCGGGUGCCUUCUACUUCGCCACUUUAGUAUUAGCCAUGAUCGGUUACGGGCAUUCCACUCCUGUAACUAAACCGGGGAAGGCGUUUUGUAUGGUGUACGCAAUGGUGGGAAUUCCUCUGGGAUUGGUGAUGUUCCAGAGCAUCGGCGAACGAUUGAAUAAGUUUGCGUCGGUCGUCAUCAGACGAGCAAAGACGUAUCUCAGGUGUCAGAAAACCGAAGCCACAGAGAUGAAUCUCAUGUUGGCGACCGGUCUGCUGUCGAGUAUAAUUAUUACGACAGGCGCUGCAGUAUUUUCGAGAUACGAGGGCUGGAGUUAUUUCGAUAGCUUUUAUUACUGUUUUGUAACGCUCACGACUAUAGGUUUCGGCGAUUAUGUCGCUCUCCAGAAUGAUCAAGCGCUCUCCAAGAAACCUGGAUACGUGAUUUUGAGUUUGAUCUUCAUCCUAUUUGGCUUGGCCGUAGUCGCCGCUAGUAUUAAUUUGCUCGUAUUGCGCUUCAUGACGACGGAAUCCAGCGAGGCACGUCGCGACGACACUGAGAUGCAAUCUGCCUCGCAUCACAUUCUGACGUUGGACGGCGAGGUUGUGGCGGUAAACGGGAAGCUCCUGGCCGGCCACGUGCCAAUCAUGCACGACACGGACGACUGUGUGAGCGUAUGCUCCUGCACCUGCCUAGGCCCAGCAAAUUCCGAGCUGCUGGAUCCUUCCGGGUAUCAGGGCUACCGACCACCCCCGACUUCUGCCAGUUUCCGGAUGAAACGCGCGUCCGUCUGAUGGAGGGAGUUUCGUCGUCGCAGUUUACGUCGCCGUUUUUUGAAGGCCGACAGCCGAGAAUUGCUCGGCAUCGAUGUUUAAGAUUGCUGAUUCCCCGCACAAAACUCCUCGCAAGAAAAUACCGCGCACUGUGAUACAUCCACGAAGGACAAUUUACAAUGUUUGGUAAAGGUUUUCACGCUCCGUGUGAAAAGUAAAAUUAGAGAGACUGACAUUUAAAAGAUGUUUGAUGUUUGAUACGUGUGACCAGAACUCUGAUUGUUGACCGUUGUUCGAAUCCUGGUUAAAGCUCGAAGGGAGACGCUUGAAUAAUGUGUUCCUGCUGCAUUUCGUCAUGUAUCCCUGAACAAGUUGAUGCAUUUUGAUAAUUAAUGUUACUCAACUAUAUCGACUUUCCGACGCAUGGAUGUUGUACUAUGUAAUCCGCGUGUUACGCUCGAUUGAUCCAGUGAAUAUAACGAGUGAUAAUCAACCGCUUCAAUCGGUAAAUACGAUCACAUUCCAAGUAGUGGUCUUUGUAAUAUUCUAUGUUAAGAAAAGGGAAACAUCCAGUGAACCUCAGAAGAAAUGUAACGAGUUAUCGGAUCGCGGAUUAUCCCAAAAGAUAAUAGCGCAUUUAUAUAUCGUAGUAUCAAUGUUACAUUAGUAUAACAUGUAUACAUGUGCAAAAUGGAGAAACAUAAAUUGCUUGAAUAAUCUAGAGGUUUUCACAUUUAACCCUACAUUACUCGCGUGUAAAAUACAUCUUAGAAAUUUACUAAAUUCGCAGGAUAAAAUCGUUUUCAUUGAAUGCUGCACAAAUUGUUUCAAAAUUUAAAGAAAAACUUUGCACUUAUCUUUAUCUGAAAGACAUAAAGUAUUAUUAAUCUUUAUUUAAUUAUAAAUUUUCAAAGAGAAAAAUAAAGAUUGAUUUGUCAUGUUAAGAUGUAACAUCCCACGCGAGUAAUUACACUAACAAAAAAACCAUACGAAUAAUGUUAGAUUAACAAGAUUAAUACAUGUAAUUGAAUGCGAGCCUCAUUAGACAAAUUAUUAUUUAUCUGACAAAAUUGUAUUCUGGUUUAUACGAAUUUUUUGUUUGCAAUUAGAAAAUAUUUUUAAGUAUGCACAAGAUAUGAAUUUAAACGUCUGAAAUAUGUACAUUGCUUUUUAUCGUUAAAUACAAUUGAGAACCUCUAGUUUAAUAGAAUCGUAUUAUAUCACAAAAAUUAUAGUUACAUACAGUAUAAACGUGAUAGAAAAAUAUUCUAGAUAUUAUAAACCUCAAUAGCAUAAUAUUAUAUAUACAUAUUUCCAUAUUUAUAUUCACAAAGAAAUCUUGCCUCAAGAAAUUCGUGAUCAUUUACGUAAUCAGAUCAGAAAUAUGUACACGCAGCUGUAAUACGACUCAUAUUUUUUUAAAACAUUUACAAAAUAAAAUAAAAGAUGCAAGAAAA
Molecule: messenger RNA, 2868 nt
Organism: Vollenhovia emeryi
Lineage: Eukaryota; Metazoa; Arthropoda; Insecta; Hymenoptera; Formicidae
Gene: Task7
Product: two pore potassium channel protein sup-9
Exons: 5
Coding region: 419-1432 (337 amino acids)
Biological process (GO): potassium ion transmembrane transport; stabilization of membrane potential
Cellular component (GO): membrane
Molecular function (GO): potassium ion leak channel activity
Source: RefSeq, a predicted model, not a curated record